UGGAAUUGGAGAUGUUGCAGCUGAUGUUGCUGCCUCGGCUAGUUUGGCUAGCUACGGCUCAGUGAAGCAGAGGGCGUUAUACCCGCCAGGCUGUCAUGGUUUAGAGGAACACAGGACAAAUAGUAAAAAAUGCAACGACCUUAAAUAUGACUUGUCGCUUUUAAGCAGCAUAGAGUUUAUUCAUUUCUUUCCCCAGCAGAGGUUCGACCACUUCACUGUGACUCCACAUUUUCAGACUUUUGGAAGAAGUCAUUUUUGGAGGCUAACUUGAACACAAAAUAUCUGUUUCUACUGCACCUUGGACACCAAGAGCAUUUAGAAUAAUCAUGAGCACCCACGACACAGACGUGCACACCAUCUCUCCAGAGAUGCCAGCAAUGUUUGACGGUAUGAAGUUGGCGGCGGUGGCGACAGUGCUGUACAUCAUCGUCCGCUGCUUGAACCUCAAGAGCCCCACUGCGCCCCCGGACCUCACCUACCAGGACACACCCCUAAACCGCUUCCUUCUCAAGUCCUGUCCUCAGCUGACCAAAGAGUACAUUCCUCCCCUAUUGUGGGGUAAGAGCGGUCACCUCCAGACAGCUCUGUAUGGUAAACUUGGUCGGGUGAGCUCACCUCACCCCAGUGGAGUCAGGAAGUACCUACCCAUGCAGGACGGGGCCACUUCGACCUUUGACCUGUUUGAGCCAAUGGGGGACCAUCAAACAGGAGGUGACAUCACCAUGGUGAUAUGCCCUGGUAUUGGUAACCAUAGUGAGAAGCAUUACAUCCGAACCUUCGUGGAUUACGCCCAGAAGGACGGUUACCGCUGCGCUGUGCUGAACCACCUAGGAGCUCUUCCCAACAUCGAGCUUACCUCUCCACGCAUGUUUACCUACGGGUGCACGUGGGAAUUUGCAUCUAUGGUUGGCUACAUUAAGCGGGCGUAUCCUCAGACUCAGCUGAUCGUGGUGGGCUUCAGUCUGGGUGGAAACAUUGUCUGCAAGUUCCUGGGCGAGAACAUGACGAACCAGGAGCGAGUACUGUGUUGUGUCAGCGUCUGUCAGGGGUACAGCGCUCUCAGGGCCCAGGAAACAUUCCUACAGUGGGACCAGUUCAGGCGCUUCUAUAACUUUCUCAUGGCGGACAAUAUGAAAAAAAUCAUCCUCUCACACAGGCACAGUCUGUUUGGGGGAAGUUCAGUUAAAAUGAUAGAUGCAGAUCUCAGUCGGCUGUACACGGCGACGUCCCUCAUGCAGAUCGACGACAACAUCAUGAGGAAAUUCCACGGCCACAGUUCUCUCAAAGAGUACUAUGAGAAGGAGAGUUGUGUACAUUAUAUUCACAAUGUAAAGGUGCCGCUGCUUCUGGUGAACUCUGCGGACGAUCCUCUGGUUCAUGAUUCACUGCUCACCAUCCCUCGCACACUAGCAGCAAAGAAGCCGAAUGUGAUCUUUUGCCUAACGCUGCACGGGGGCCAUCUGGGCUUCUUCGAGGGCGCGGUGCUCUUCCCCCAGCCCCUCACCUGGAUGGACAAAGUGAUUGUGGGUUACGCCAAUGCCAUGUGCCAGUGGGAGAAACAGAAACCGCCGUGCCAAAGUGCACACCUGAGUGAGAGCUCCUGCACGGAGGAAAAAGCUUAAACCUCUGACUUCUGUAUCUCUCUCACCUCUCGCCCUCUCCGACCCCACUGUCCCAGCACUGAGGAGACACCUGAACUAAACCUUAAACUGUUUUCUCUUCUCUGCCUUCUCCUCUGGUGCUACUCCACCCCUCCCGGCCCACGCUUCCCAUUUCCACGUCUCCGUGCUUUCACUACAGUUCUCCUUUGUAAUCGCCAUCACCCUACAGUGUGCGAAGGGGAAAACAAAAAAAAAAAAAAAGAAGCAAAAAACUGCCUUUGCGCUCUUUUUCCUUUGCGAGGACUUUGAAAUCAGAGCGGGAACGUUUCAUUUCUCGACACGUACACAGCAACCAUCCUUGGCUAAUGGAGGCGUAGACCAAAUAUGACAAAAGAUGAGGCCAAGCUGAGAUUAAAAGGAAAGUAGGAGCACCACUUUAGAGUAGUCCAGAGAAAAACAAGAGCACAUGAGAAACCUCCUAUUACUGUAAACAAGGACUCUUCUGCAGUCGGUGCCCAUUUACAACACCUGUAAGAAGCUCACUGCUUAUCACCGCCAAGGCCAUAUAGCCUGGUCUGCUGUCUUAACCAACACAGCACCUUUGUAGUAUGUAUGUAUGUAACUCACAGAUGUAGUGUGUAUGUCUGUGUGCGCCUGUGUCGACCAAGAACUAGAGACCCGUGACAGACCAUGUGAUCUUUUUGUUUGGUCGAUGUGAUCCGAAUUCUCAGUCGUCCCUAAUGUCCCUUCUUUUGGGUGAACCGUUGCUCCGUUAUUUGUAGAAAAUGUACAGUAGAAAAAAAAAAAGUAUUAUGGUGGGAUUUUACACGUGACUUUCAUUUCGUAACAUCCUAAUGGCACUUUCGUUUGGCACUCGAAAUGAAAGGGUUCAGUGCUUACCAGGCACGACUGGGGAUCCAUGCACAUUCUCACAGCCGCAUUCUAUCACUUUGAUUCAGUGCACUUUAAAUCCUGUAUGCCACAAUCUUUUUAUUUUCCUUAGGUGAAGUGCAGGUAUGGUCAGCGAUAGUUUAGCUCCUCACGUGACCGAGAGGAAGAACUGCAGGGAGCGAAGAUGAUAAUGAAAAGUUAGAUGACUCGAGUGUUCCCUGUGUCGUCGUUCGUCUUGUGUCUUUGAGCCCUCUUACUCUGUUGUCUGCCUUUGAUCAGCUGCAGGUCCAGCCAAGACUCUGACAUUCUUCCCUUACUGCACACACCUGCCACUAGCAAGCCUCCGAGCGACUGAAUGCUCAGCCCUGAAAACACCUCAUUUGGUGCAAACAUCUCUUUUUUUUUUCCCCCAAUCAGAUGAGUGUACGCUGUCAGAUUCUGAAGCUGCAGCGGACUGACUGGCCAUUGCGGUGCUGGUUUUUUUUGUUUGUUUGUUUGUUUUUUAAAGGGAAAGUUCAGCAGUGUUGAGCAGGUUUUCUCUUUGCAAUCUGAGCUGUGAGGUGUGAUUAGCAGGAGGGCAGAGGAUACGGACACCAAACCAAAAUGUUUAUUUUAGUGCAGUGUUUGUAAAAAUACUGGUGAUUGUUCUGUUGUGUAAUUAAGUGGAUAACUCUGCAUGCAAGAAUGACAAGACAGAUUUUAAUGCAAGGGAAUAUUGUUGUUUCAUAGACCGCAUUGAAAGGCUUUCUUAUUUCCUUGACUGGGCUGGACUGUUGCAACACAGCAACUGCUGAACUCCAUCUCUGAUGUGUCUUGAAUACUGCAAUAAUGGGACCUGUGGACUUCUCAAAACCUGAAUCUACUUGAGAAUCUGUUGUAAACCUUUUGUAAGGGCUUAGGAAGCUUCUUUCACUUCAGCCAAGUAAUUUGUAGUCUAAAAUCUGCCACUGAACACUGUGAUGAGACAGAUGGAUGGCUUGAAAUGAUCAGGGACAUCCAGUGAUUGAUGACAACACGUCUUCUGAGGCUGUUUAAGCCCAGAGUUGUGCGUUAGCAGAUCAAAAAUCUGUUGAUGCUAAACAGUACUUUUACAGUAGUUUUUUUUUCUUCCCACUCAAAGCUACCGCUGACUCUGUUCACAAAACACAAGCAACUUUAUGUUUGUUCUUGCCCUUGAAGAUAGUAUUGAAGUUGCAGGUUUUUUUUCUUUUCUUUGUCAGAUGAAUAGUACUGUAAUGGUGAUUCACAUAACUACUGCAAUCAAAGUGAUUGUUCUUUGGCUCAAGGGUAAUUUCACAGUUUAUAAGAGAUCGUUUUUGAGAUUUAAUUGACUUAAAUUCACCCUCCUUUGGUGGAGAUUAUUUUGUGCAAAUACUAUGAAAUCCUGGUGUUUAAUCUCGCCAAUGCCGGCUGGACUGAUAUUAAAAAUAGGGAUUCGCUGAUCCAACUUAAUCCCUCUUCAGCUCGGAGUAUCUGCCAAUACCAAGUAGCGAUGAGAGACCAGUGCCGCCUUUUUCCCCACAUUUAAAAACUGUAUACCUCACAGUGUGAAUCUCAUUAUGAUCAUAUUUUAUUCCUGUGCCUAAAUUGAUGAAAAUUGAAGUGAACACACUGAAUGCUAUUAUGACAUUGACAAUGAAACCGUAUUUAAAGUGGACCAGUGGCGAUGGCGGCCGAUACCUGAGCCACUUGCUGAAGCGUUUGGGUCGGUGCAUCUCUGCUUGAAAAGUGUGGCUGGCAUCUUUGAGCCGACGGCGUCUCUGUUCGCCUCUGAAGGCUUUCCGUCUCGCGUUGUUCAAACUGCAAAUUGUCGUUGCCAUCUGUUGUCAUGGAGACCAAACUACAACUGCCGGUCAUUCAUGGCAGACAUACUGUGGUUCACCUGCAGGGGGGUGAUAUGGUUCAUGGUUCACUCUGUCCACAGCUCUCAUUUCAGCAAAAUCAGGUGUGGUUUGGGCUUCUUUUGGCCCGUUAAAAACAAAUCAGAUCAAUAGUGACAACACCAGCACAAAUUUUUUUGCAGUAAGAGCUAUUUGUGUUCUUUUUAUGAUUUUUGCCUCACACCAACUUUGCACAAAAAUGCAGGUUUGGAUGUAUUUUUUUUCUAGUUGAUUAUUUGUUGUUGUUGUUUUUUUUUUUUGUAUUAUGUAUUUGUUCAUUUGACUUCUUGUGUUAUUUUCUUGUGUAAAUGUAUCAGAGCGUGAGUGUUGAUGAGUACAGUAUGUGUAUACUGUGUCAUAUUAUCACCUCUGAUUGACAAAAACCAAAAUACUUUAACAAUGGAAAAAAACUAAAGAAAUAUAUAAAGAUAGUGUAUAUUCUAAUAUUCGAGGGAACAAGAAUGGAAAAAUAAAGGCAAUAACCAACCAGGA
Scatophagus argus is the source of this 4864-nucleotide messenger RNA. Its product is annotated as monoacylglycerol lipase ABHD2. Gene Ontology annotation, cellular component: sperm plasma membrane; sperm flagellum. The record is from RefSeq and is a predicted model, not a curated record. Gene Ontology annotation, molecular function: monoacylglycerol lipase activity; acetylesterase activity. Lineage: Eukaryota; Metazoa; Chordata; Actinopteri; Scatophagidae. Gene Ontology annotation, biological process: steroid hormone receptor signaling pathway; sperm capacitation; acylglycerol catabolic process. Bases 327 to 1622 code for a protein of 431 amino acids. The transcript has 12 exons.